Cyanistes caeruleus (blue tit) is the source of this 3363-nucleotide messenger RNA. Lineage: Eukaryota; Metazoa; Chordata; Aves; Passeriformes; Paridae. The record is from RefSeq and is a predicted model, not a curated record.
AUGUUCUUCUGUACCUUCACCUUUGGGAAGUUCCUGAUGGGAAUCCGAGUGUCCCUGCAGGAGACUGCUUUUCCUCAUCGGCUGAACCUUUUUUACUUGGCCAAUGAUGUCAUACAGAACUGCAAGAGGAAAAAUGCCAUUGUCUUUCGAGACACCUUUGCAGAGGUGCUUCCUGAGGCUGCUUCGUUAGUGAAGGAUCCAUCCGUUUCCAAAUCCAUUGAAAGAAUCUUCAAAAUCUGGGAGGACAGAAACGUGUAUCCUGAGGAAACCAUUCUGGCACUGAAAGAAGCAUUGAGUACCACUUUCAAAACUCAGAAGCAGCUGAAAGAGUCUCUGAACAAACCGAAUAAGCCGUGGAAGAAAUCACAAACCUCCACAAACCCGAAAGCUGCUCUGAAGUCCAAGAUUGUUGCUGAAUUCCGACCCCAGUCCCUGAUUGAUGAGCUGCUGUUGUACAAGCGCUCGGAAGAUCAGAUAGAACUGAAGGAGAAGCAGCUUUCCACUAUGAGGGUGGAUGUCUGCAGCACUGAGACACUCAAGUGCUUGAAAGAUAAAACAGGAGGGAAGAAGUUCUCCAAGGAGUUUGAAGAAGCGAGUUCAAAGCUGGAGGAAUUUGUCAAUGGCUUGGACAAGCAAGUGAAGAACGGCCCCUCGCUCACGGAGGCGCUGGAGAACGCCGGGAUAUUCUACGAGGCACAGUACAAAGAAGUCAAGGUGGUGGCAAAUGCCUAUAAAACAUUUGCUAACCGAGUGAGCAAUCUGAAGAAAAAGCUGGACCAGCUGAAAGCAACCCUUCCUGAUCCCGAGGAGUCUCCUGUCCCUUCUCCCAGCAUGGAUGCUCCAUCUCCCACGGGCUCCGAGUCCCCUUUCCAGGGGAUGGGGGAGGAGAACAGCGCCCGCUCCCCAGCAGCUGGAGGCCGCAAGAUGGUUUCUCCAGAGCCUGCCACAGAUAAUCGGGAUGUGGAAGACAUGGAGCUCUCUGAUGUAGAGGACGAUACGUCUAAAAUCAUUGUGGAGGAGAGGAAGGACAAACAGACUGCUCCAGCCCCCGUCAAGGCUGAGAGUGUCCCCAAAGCGGUGCCAUCAGCUGCUGCGGCUGCCACAGCCUCGGGGACAGUGGCGACACCAGCCCCGGCCCCUCCGACGCCCCCGGCUCCAAAGGUGGUGAGCACAGCUCCUGUCCCUCCGGCACCAGCGCUUGCCUUACCCAACCUGGCCAACGUGGACCUGGCCAAGAUCAGCUCCAUCCUGAGCAGUCUGACGUCGGUGAUGAAGAGCACAGGUGUGAGUCCCGCCUCGAGACCUUCACCAGGGACCCCGACCAGCCCUACAGCUCUCACCAGUGGCCUGAAGACUCCUGUCCUGGGAGCCCCGUCUGCUCCUUCGAAUCCAUUAGCAAAUAUUCUCUCCAAAGUUGAGAUAACUCCGGAAAGCAUUUUGUCAGCUCUCUCCAAAACGCAGACUCAGACGGCGCCAGCGCUGCAAGGGCUGUCAUCCUUGCUGCAGAGCGUGGCUGGAAACACUGUUCAGUCAGGAGAAGCUGCCUCGCAGAGCACCUCGGCAUCGCCAGCCAACACAACUGUGCCGUGCAUGAAGGGGAGGAAUGCUCCUUCCAAUCCGCAGUCCUUUAUAGCCAAAAGUUUUGGUUAUUCUCCAAACUCGACCACCGCAGAGGUGUCCUCCACUUCAGUCAAUAAGGCUCCCGUCGGACAUACCCCAGCAUUGUCAAGCUCUGGUUUUAAGCCACCAACUAAUUCCCUGGGAUUUUCCAGUUCCCACCCUACCAGUCCUUCCUCCCUUUUGCCAACAGAAACCUCACUGGGUCAAUCCUCUGAAAUUUCAAAAGCCAAGCUGGAAUCAGAACCCCCUUCUCCCAGCUUGGAGAUGAAGAUACACAAUUUCCUGAAGGGAAACCCUGGCUUCAGUGGGCUGAACUUGAAUAUUCCCAUCCUCAGCAGCUUGGGGUCCAGCAUGGCAACGGAGAGUCACACCUCUGACUUCCAGCGUGGUCCCACCAGCACGUCCAUGGACAAUGUGGACGGGACACCAGUGCGCGAUGAGCGCAGCGGGACGCCCACCCAGGACGAGAUGAUGGACAAGCCAACAUCCAGCAACGUCGACACGAUCUCCCUGCUGUCCAAAAUCAUGAGCCCCGGUUCUUCGACUCCCAGCAGUACAAGGUCACCUCUGCAGGGCCGGGAUGAUGGAUAUUCCCAAGAACUUCCCAGUUCUGUGCACGGCUACCGGCCCUUCGGUCUCGGCAGAGAGUCCCCAGCCAGCCUGUACAAGCCGCCUGCGGACAGCAGGGAGAUGCCCUCCUCCUUGAUGGACUCCUCCCAGGAGAAGUUUUACCCAGACACAUCUUUCCAAGAAGACGAGGAUUACCGUGACUUCGACUACUCCGGGCCGCCGCCCUCAGCCAUGCUGAACCUGGAGAAGAAGCCGGUCAAGUCAAUCCUGAAAUCGAGUAAGCUCCCAGAUUCUGCUGAGUACCAGCCGGUGCUGUCCAGCUACGGUCAGCGGUCACAGGAGUUUGGCGUGAAGCCGACCUUCCCCCCAGCCAUGAGGUCUAUCCUGGAUCAGAGCGAGAGCUGUGACCCGCUGGCCUCGUCCCCAGGGAUGUUUGGGAGCUACGGCCGCAGGGGGAAGGACUCGGCCUCGGAUGGGUCCCCGUCGCCCAGCAAGAACGACGUGUUCUUCACGCCGGACUCCAAUCACAGCACCCUGCCCAAACCCGGCCUCCCGCAGAAGCAAUACUCGGACUCGCCCCACGCGCUUCCCCACCGCUCGCUCUUCUCUCCCCAAAACGCCCUCCCCAGUCCCGUCAGCCGACCACCCGCGGCGGGCGGGGACAAACCCAUGGGUUCCUCCAUCUCUGCCACCUCCACCAUUGAGUUCAAGAACAUGCUCAAAAACGCCUCCCGGAAACCCUCCGAGGAGAAGCAUUUUGGGCAGAUGCCCAAAAGCAGCUCGGGUGAGGUGGGGAGCUUGUCUGGGGCUGUGAAGGGCGAGCCGCAGCCGCCGGAGGAGCACUACCGCAUCGAGACCCGCGUCUCCUCCUCCUGCCUGGACCUGCCCGACAGCACCGAGGAGAAGGGGGCCCCCAUCGAGACGCUGGGCUACCACAAUGCCUCGAGCCGCGGCAUGUCGGGGGAGCCGAUCCAGACCGUGGAGUCCAUCCGGGUGCUGGGCAAGGGCAGCCGGGGCCACGGGCGUGAGGGGAGCCGGGCGGGCUGGUUCGAGCUGAGCAGCAGUGGGAGCGCCUUCGACAACGGGCCCUCGGGCUCCUCGGAGCUGCCCGGCAUGGGCGGCUUCCCGGCGCCCUACAAGGAGCACGUACCGCCCUUCCCGGAGAGCGUCAAC